Molecule: messenger RNA, 2003 nt
Organism: Fimicolochytrium jonesii
Lineage: Eukaryota; Fungi; Chytridiomycota; Chytridiomycetes; Spizellomycetales; Powellomycetaceae
Exons: 9
Coding region: 165-1715 (516 amino acids)
Biological process (GO): ubiquinone biosynthetic process
Cellular component (GO): mitochondrion
Molecular function (GO): 2-octaprenyl-6-methoxyphenol hydroxylase activity; oxidoreductase activity, acting on paired donors, with incorporation or reduction of molecular oxygen, NAD(P)H as one donor, and incorporation of one atom of oxygen; FAD binding
Source: RefSeq, a predicted model, not a curated record
GCCUCUGCAAGAUUGUCGGAGCCACGAAUGCCACCUGAAUGCCACCCUUACCUUCCUGGCACCUUGCUGGCUUGUACAGUAUAUGUAGAGAGACUGUGGAGAUUUGAGCAUCAUACGGGACUCCAUACCUUGAACAACUCCCCAGACUUAGAGUAGCUCUUUCAAUGAUCCAAAGCAGGGGACAGCUGGCGACAUGCCUUCAGUCGUUGCUUGCCCCGAGAUUCACCCGCAUUUUGGUGAGCAACCAGCCACGAAGGGGGAGACUUGUCAUAAGGCAGUAUUCCGCAACAACAAAGCUAUCAACACCAGCGUCGCCCUUUGUCUGUGAUGUGUGCGUAGUGGGAGGCGGCAUCGUAGGGACCGCGCUAGCGUCCGCUAUUGCAAGGCCAGGAAGGACAUCCUCCGCUCUGAAAGUGGCGCUCAUUGAGGCAGGAGACUUGUAUCGCAAGCCAGCGACCGAGCCGGGUGUAUACUCGAAUCGAGUCAGUUCCAUAACGAAUACGACGUUUCAGUUUUUGGAAGAUUUGGGUGUCUGGGACACCAUCAGCUCCGACAGGCGGAGACCGUACUAUACUAUGAAGGUCUGGGACGCAAUAGGUAGUGGGCAAAUAACUUUCGACGCAUCAGAAGGGUUACCCGCCGGCAUACCAGUUGAUCCCAUAGCACAAAUUGUGGAGAAUACCCACCUUCAAGCCGCGCUGGUCAACGGAUUGAAGGAAAAGACGCAGGUUCACGUAUACAACAACGCGAAGGUGGAGCGCAUCAGCGUUGAGGCACAAGCAGGUGGAGGUGGGGAAAGCAAGGCCAGCAAGGCCAUUCAAUGGCCUAUAGUCCAAUUGGCCGAUGGGCGGACGAUCCAGACGAGAUUGCUGGUUGGUGCCGAUGGAGCGAACUCGAGUGUACGGAGUUACGCGGGAAUUGAUUCGAUUGGUUGGGAUUACGGCCAGAUGGGGAUUGUAGCAACUUUGGCGGUCGAUAGCCACGCUAGUGGGAACCCCAGUGCUUGGCAACGGUUUCUGCCGACCGGCCCUGUGGCUCUUCUCCCGCUCAGCGAUACCCACAGCUCCCUUGUGUGGACCGUUUCAGCAAAGCUUGCACCCCUUCUUUGCUCGCUUCCGUCCAAGGACUUCACCGCCUUGCUCAACGCCGCUCUCACUCUGCCAUGGAAAGACGUUGAAUUUCUCUGCUCCCAGAUCUCCAAGGAGGGUGUGCCGCUUGUAGAUUUUGACGCUGAAGUCUCGUGGAGUCACGAAAGGCUUGCCACCAAUCAAGCGGCUAGAGUUAGGAGGAAGGCAACGUUUAAGCCUCCGGGAGUAUUGAGCGUGGUGGAGAAGACUAGAGCGGCCUUUCCGUUGAGGUUGAGGAAUUCAGAGAAUUACAUUGGAGACAGGGUUGCUUUGAUUGGUGAUGCUGCCCAUACGGUCCACCCUCUGGCAGGGCAAGGUCUAAAUCUGGGUUUGGCAGAUGCGGAGCUUUUAGCAGAUGUCCUGGCUGACGCACUCGACGUAGGAUCAGAUAUUGGUCAUCCCCACGUCCUCCAAAACUACUCGCGCGGCCGAUACCUUCCCAACCUCGUCAUGAUGAAAUCCAUCGACUCGAUCGGCAAGUUAUUCAAAACGGAAAAUGCGCUGAUCGCGAAAGUGAGGUCUGCUGGGUUCAAUGUCGUGGAUGCCUUGGGGCCCCUCAAACGCGGGAUUGUCGGGUUUGCUUCGUAAUUGAUGCUGACUACUGUAGAAACAGCAGCGAGCUACAUGUAGAUUGGAAUAGGACACAUUUGUAGCAUAUGAAGUUUGCGCAUUCGACGCUUUGCUGUUGCUUUAUACAUGGAAGGUGGUUCUGGCGGUUGAUUAAAAGAGUAGUAAUACCGGGUACCAGUUACGAUCGGAGUAACGGCAUACAGUACCAGUUACUCCGGUAUGCGUGGACGGUCCAACACGUCCUCGCCUCCUGAACUUUACAUUACAGUACGGUAGGAAGCUGGACGACACAACCGUUUGCGAUGA